Alosa alosa (allis shad) is the source of this 2570-nucleotide messenger RNA. RefSeq names its product E3 ubiquitin-protein ligase TRIM35-like. The transcript is spliced from 7 exons. The coding region runs from base 295 to 1230 and encodes 311 amino acids. Lineage: Eukaryota; Metazoa; Chordata; Actinopteri; Clupeiformes; Clupeidae. The record is from RefSeq and is a predicted model, not a curated record. Gene Ontology annotation, molecular function: zinc ion binding.
AUCUCACUAAUUAGGUAGCCUGUCUGAAGAGUUGUGCUAAUUAGAAUUAGAUAUGAUUAAGUGAAUGAUUGGAAAAAAAUAUGUGGUAGGACUUCUGAAGCCGGACUUUAACGUGUCUGUUUUUUAUUUAAAUUACUGGUAUUCACACCCCUAGGGCACUCUUCCUGCAGGAGUAAGGGAAAGCAGUUUAGACCUAUCAGAAAUGUCUGGAAUUGAUGGGGGUGAAAGACAACGUGGACAAAGAAGUUAGCGUUGACUGGUGUCGUAGGCCUAUUUAACGAGCCAAGUAAGAGGAUGGCAUCUUACCCACGCUCAUCUAAGAAGAGGUCACUACCUGAAUUGGACCUCACUUGUCCAGUUUGCUAUGACAUUUUCACGGAUCCCGUAAUUCUUUUGUGCAGUCACAGUAUCUGCAGAGACUGUCUGGAGCAGUUCUGGAGCUGGUUUAGCAAUAAAGUUAAACGGUGUCCAGUUUGUAGAAAAAGAUCAUCAGUGGAGAGUCCAGUACUGAACUUGUCUCUGAGGAACCUGUGUGAGGUUUUCCUGAAGGAGGAGAGUCUGAGGGAUGUGGAAAUGCUCUGCAGUCUGCACGAGGAGAGACUUAAACUGUUCUGCCAGGAGGAUAAACAGCCCGUAUGUCUUGUGUGUCAGACUUCCAGGAAACACUCGGGCCAUACAUUUCUUCCCAUAGAUGAAGCUGCACAAGAUUAUAAGAAACAACUCAAGGCUGUUCUGCUGCCUUUACAAGAGAAGCUGAAAAAAUAUGAAGAGGUUAAAAAGACAUGUGUUCAAACAGCCAAUCAUAUUAAGGCCCAGGCCCAGCAGUCAGAGAAGCAGAUCAAGGCGGAGUUUGACAGGCUUCACCAGUUUCUAGAAGAUGAAGAAGAAACUAGAAUUGGAGCCCUGAAACACGAAGAGGAGCAGAAGAGUCUGGUGAUGAAGGAGAAGAUCGAUGAGAUGAGCAAGGCCAUAUCCAUUCUUUCAGACAAAAUAACUGCCAUUGAGAAGCAGAUGGUUGCUGAAGACGGAAUCUUCUUGCAGAACUUCAAGGCUACUAUGAAAAGUUCUCAGUGCAUGCCGCAGAAUCCAGAGAGCGUGUCGCUGUCGGGAGCUCUGAUUGAUGUGCCGAAGCACCUCGGCAACCUGAAGUUCAGAGUCCGAGAGCAUGGAUCAAUACAUUCCAGUAAUUCUGGACCCAAACACUGCACACCCAUCACUCAUCAUUUCUGAGGAUCUGACCAGCUUCAGAAGACGUCAUGCUGCACAGGCACUCCCCAAUAACCCAGAGCGAUGCUGUCUCUGGGAGUGUGUCCUGGGCUCUGAGGGCUACAGCUCUGGGUCUCACUGCUGGGAUGUUGAGGUUGUGAAUAGCAACAACUGGGAUGUGGGUGUCACCACGGAGUCCAACUGGAAGCGUUUCUCAUGGGAGGAAGUGUGGUGCGUCGGGUACAGGGAAUGUGGGCUCCAUUACCCCGGGCCUGUGCAUGUAAUUGAACAGAAACUCCACACCCUCAGAGUGCACCUGGAUUUGGACAGGGGGCAGUUGUCAUUCUUUGAUGCGCUACAAGAUACUCACGUACAUACUUUUGAACACACGUUCACUGAAAAGGCUUUUCCCUUCUUUUACCUCCUGGACAACCAUACAAUACGAAUUUUACCAUUGAACAACAGUCAUUAAACAAUGCAAUUAGACACUCGGUGCCAUAAGACACAGAAAAGAUAACAGGAUUAAACCAAAGAAAAAUCCAUUGUGUUAGCUUAGCUAUAUGGCCUUAGAUCUUAUUGAGCAAUAUCGCUACAUACACUAAAUGCUGCAUUUGUACAUUUUAUAUACAUGCGCUUCAUCUAGUGGUUGUAUGUUACAUACAUUAAUAGCACUACAUAAACUAAAUGCUGCAGUUAUACGUUAUAUACACCAAUACGGUGGUUCUCAAACCGUUCCUCUCAUUUCCCAUUUGGGAGAAGGUUGGAAGUCUUACUGUUGUCCUUUGCCCCAACAAAAUGAUGUCAAAACGUUAUUUCCGCACUAUGCAAAAUUUCCUACCAGUUCCUUGGGUCUGAUAUUUUUUUUUUUGUUAAUAUGUAGGCCUAAUAAUUACCUAAUUUGUGUGUGAUUGUUUUGUUUUGAUCUAUUGUCAUUAUUUCUGAUAAAAUAAGGCAUUAAUAAAGAUAGGUGGUCCAACAGACUCCUAAUAAAGGAGCUUGUUUAAAGCACGACAUAUGACCAGAAUCUGCUUGGUGUGUGUCAAGUGAUAAAUGACUGUUGCAGCACAAACAGAAGAUGCUGUUUGCUGCCGGUGAUCAUGUCUGCUGUCAUAUGCCCUGACAGAUACAGAUCACUCACACCAUAACCAGCCAUACAGUAUAUUGUCACUGCUGCUAUAGUCAUAGUCCUGAGUUCUUGUAUUUAGUUACUAGUUUUGGACGUUUAGUUUGUAGCUCUCUUGUGUCUUUACUUGCUGUCAUUCACUUCCUUUGUUAUACCAACAAUUCAAUUUCAUGUUUAAAGCUACAUUGUGUUAUUUCUUGAGUUGAUUCUUUGCCAGAAUAAAGGUUUUCCUUCAAAAACA